UAAACUUUCAAGUUGAAAACGAGAGUUCAUUAUCUAUAAGUCCCGUAUCGGCGAAUAGUACUCACAAGUCUCUAAUUUUAACAGCUAAUGGCAUUUACAGUAGUUCAAAAAUUGCAUUCCUCCUUUCACUCUUCUCCAUUGGCUUCUCUUAAUAUUCCUAGAACAAGAAGAAUAUUUAUUCUUUCUACUUGUUUGGCCGUUCCUAAAUCACUCAACACUCAAUUUUUAACCAGAAAAAGAAAUGGUAAUUGUUGUAUAAUUGUAAAAUCAUGUGUGAGUUUGAGUUCACCUAUUGUGUCUCCUGAUGAUCACUGGGGUAUAUGGAUGUCACUUUUCGCAACUGGCGCUUUUGGUUUGUGGUCAGAGAAGACUAAACUUGGGAGUAUGGUUAGUGCUGCAUUGGCUAGCACAUUGGUGGGGCUGACUGCAAGUAAUAUGGGGAUUAUUCCUUAUGAAGCGCCGGCAUAUUCAGUUGUGUUGAAAUACCUGCUGCCACUGACAAUCCCGCUACUGUUGUUCAGAGCAAAUUUGCGGCAUGUGAUACGCUCUACCGGUCCUCUACUUUUGGCUUUCUUGCUCGGAUCAGCCGGGACGAUUAUUGGGACUGUAGUGGCAUAUCUGAUGGUGCCUAUGAGAUCACUCGGUCAAGAUAGUUGGAAAAUAGCUGUUGCCCUCAUGGGAAGCUACAUUGGUGGAACCAUUAAUUAUGUUGCUAUCAGUGAGGCACUUGGUGUGUCUCCAUCAGUUAUGGCUGCAGGUGUUGCCGCAGAUAAUGUUAUUUGUGCAGUAUAUUUUAUUGCACUUUUUUCAUUGGCCUCCAAAAUACCUUCAGAGGCUUCGGCAUCAAGUGGUGAUGCUACUCAAGUUAUGAAGUUUGACCCUAGCAACAAACCUGUGCUGCAGAUUGCUACAGCAGUUGCUGUUUCCUUUGCUAUUUGUAAAGCUGGCACUUCUAUUAGUCGAUAUUUUGGAAUUCAAGGAUGUGACCUUCCUGCUAUUACAGCAAUAGUUGUUCUUUUAACGACAUUAUUUCCUGCUCAUUUUAGAAACCUUGCCAGUGCUGGUGAUGCAAUUGCCAUAGUCUUGAUGCAGGUUUUCUUUGCUGUUGUGGGAGCCAGCGGGAGUAUUCGGAAUGUCAUCAAUACAACACCUAGUAUUUUUAUGUUUGCUUUUGUUCAAGUAACUGUCCAUAUUAUUGUGACACUAGGGUUAGGAAAGCUAUUUGGGAUGGACCUAAAGAUGUUGCUUUUGGCAUCCAAUGCUAAUGUUGGAGGUCCUACAACAGCUUGUGGAAUGGCUACUGCAAAGGGAUGGACCUCUUUGGUUGUUCCUGCUAUUCUUGCUGGGAUAUUUGGGAUUUCCACUGCCACAUUUCUGGGCAUGGGUUUUGGAAUGUUUGUUCUCAAACACAUGUAAUUUGAGGGACAACCAUGAGUGUCGAUGCAACGGUUGGGUUCAAUUAUUUUUAAAAAAGUCCGACCACGUCAUUUCUUUUUUUGGUAUAA
This is a messenger RNA of Lycium ferocissimum, 1505 nucleotides long. RefSeq lists its product as uncharacterized. The transcript is spliced from 6 exons. Bases 88 to 1416 code for a protein of 442 amino acids. The record is from RefSeq and is a predicted model, not a curated record. Lineage: Eukaryota; Viridiplantae; Streptophyta; Magnoliopsida; Solanales; Solanaceae.